AGACUGCAGGUAGAGCAGAGGUCCUGAUCAGGGGCAGGGCGCUGGCUCAUGUGCUCGUGUACGGCACGGUUUCCCCGGUCUAUGGCAAUCAUGAAUCGGGAAGAGCAUUACUAUCCGCCUAACCACCUGUACAAGGACUCUUGUGCCUUCCAGAGACACCCCAACGAAGACUACAGCCAAAACCCUCCACCGUGUCUUUAUAUGAGACAGGCACAUUCAGUAUACGCCUCACCAUUGGGCGCACAGGACCAGCCAAAUCUUACCGACAUUACUUCUUAUAACAUGUCGAGCCGGUAUGAUCUGGCAGGGCCUCAUCUUCACCUUCCCCAAACUUCACAGACAUCUCUACAGUCGCUCGGGGGUUACGGAGACUCUCUGGACCUCUGCGGGGAUCGGAACAGAUACCAUCUCCCAUUUCCGUGGAUGAAGUCAACCAAAUCUCACACGCACGCAUGGAAAGGACAGUGGACAGGCCCUUAUAUGGUCGAGGCCGAGGAGAACAAGCGCACGCGCACAGCUUACACCAGAGCGCAGCUGCUCGAGCUCGAGAAAGAGUUUCUCUUCAACAAAUACAUCUCGCGCCCGCGCCGCGUUGAACUCGCACUCACCCUCAGCCUCACCGAGAGACACAUCAAGAUCUGGUUUCAGAACCGACGCAUGAAGUGGAAAAAAGAGGAGGACAAGAGGAGAGCCAGGGGAGUGGAUCCCGAACAGGACUCCUCCAUCACGUCCGGGGAUCUUAAGGAUGAAUCUUGCGUCGGCACGGCAACACUUGCGGGACCCCCUUCCCCCCUGCACCCGCAUGCACCUUCAGUCCAACAAGACUCUUAAACAUAAGACUGUGACACGAGUUGAACUAUGUAUGCAACGGCAACCAGUGGCAAAAGACUGACAGCAGUUGUAAAACUCCAAUAUGUACAGUGCUAGCAAACAGAUUGGCAAAAGGGGGCGCUCUCGAUUGCCGCAUUUUGGACAUUGUUUGAAGGUUAUGAAUUUUAUAGAUGAAGUAUGAAUAAAUUCUUAAUUUAAAAAAAGAAAUGGGUAAAUACAACAACAUCUCAACAUUUAUCAUAUUUAUAUAGUUACCACGAACAUUAAAGUGAUGUGA
This is a messenger RNA of Danio rerio (zebrafish), 1108 nucleotides long. It is a transcript of the gene pdx1, whose product is annotated as pancreatic and duodenal homeobox 1. Gene Ontology annotation, molecular function: sequence-specific DNA binding; DNA-binding transcription factor activity, RNA polymerase II-specific; DNA-binding transcription factor activity. NCBI's taxonomy places the organism in Eukaryota, Metazoa, Chordata, Actinopteri, Cypriniformes, Danionidae. Gene Ontology annotation, cellular component: nucleus. Gene Ontology annotation, biological process: epithelium development; positive regulation of transcription by RNA polymerase II; endocrine pancreas development. The record is from RefSeq and is marked provisional.